Molecule: messenger RNA, 5260 nt
Organism: Arabidopsis arenosa
Lineage: Eukaryota; Viridiplantae; Streptophyta; Magnoliopsida; Brassicales; Brassicaceae
Source: the annotation of a GenBank genome assembly
CAUGCAAACUCAGUUUAAAUCAUGUUUGGUUUCUUGCUCUGUCGACGGAAGAAAGCAAAAGCUCUCACAUGGAAAGUGUUGAAGAUGCUUCAAUCUCGUCUUCUGCUACUCAAACACCAAAAGUAUGCAAAAGCUAGACAUAUACGUAUGGAUAUUGCUGACUACAUCCGAAACAAUGACUCCACCAACGCACUCCUCCGAACCGAACAGCUCUUCCUCCUCGAAAACGCGAUUUCAAUCUACGAUUUGUUGCUUCAGUUCACAGAUUUCAUAAUCCGACGCUUCUCCCCCAUUCGAAAACACGGAGAACUGGUUAAUGACGAUACUUCGGAAGCAGUUUCGACUCUUAUCUAUGCAUCGGUGAAGUGUAAAGAUAUACCUGAAAUGCUUACUUUAAGCGAGCUGGUUGGUCAACGUUAUGGUCAACGUUAUGUAACAACUGCUAUUCAGGUUCUCCCUGGGAAUCUUGUAAACACGGAGAUCAAAAAGAAAUUGUCGAUAUCUUCAGUAUCCGAACAUGUGAAGUGUCGAAUGGUGGAGGAAAUAGCCAAGGAAUCGGGUUACCGUUUAGAAAUACUAAGGCUGGAACAUAAAUCUGAGAUUGAGAACGAGGUGUUUGACGUGAGAGAGAAGAAAUUAAUGGAUUUGGAUAAAGAAGAGAGAAGCAAGAAAGAGUCACCACACGAGGUGUAUAAAUUUAUCCUCACCGAUGUCAAAGACGAGAGAAGCAAGAAAGAGACAUCAAUGAAAGAUGAUUACAUAGAAGAUGUGAUGAAGUCUAGAUUGUUGGCUGAAAAAGCGAAGAACUCCGGUCACCGUUUAGAAAUAUUAAGGCCGGAAUAUAAACCUGAGAUUGAAAAACAGGUUUAUGAAGAGGAAGAGAAGAAAGUAAUUGAUCCCGAUGUGGAUAUUAGAUCUUAUGAAGAGUCACCACACGAGGUGUAUAAAUUUAGCCUCACCGAUUUCGAAGAAGAGAUAAUGGAAGAUGAUUACAUAGACGAAGUGAAGUGUAGAAUGUUGGAUGAAAUAAUGAAGAAAUCCGGUCACCGUUUAGAAAUAUCUAGGCGGAAAUAUCAACCUGAGAAUGAAAAACAGGUUUAUGAAGAGGAAGAGAAGAAAGUAAUUGAUCCGGAUGUGGAUAUUAGAUCUUAUGAAGAGUCACCACACGAGGUCAAUGAAGAGGAAGAGAAGAAAGUAAUGAAUACGGAUAUGGAUAGUAGAUAUGAUGAUGAGUCAUCAGAAGAGGUGGAGAAAUAUUUUAGUCUCACGGAUGUUGAAGAAGAGAGAAGCAAUGAAGAUACAUCAAUGGAAGAUGAUUACAUAGAAGAUGUGAAGUGUAGAAUGAUGGAUAAAAUAACGAAGAAGUUCGGUCACCUUUUAGAAAUAUUAAGGCCGGAAUAUAGUAGACCUGAGAUUGGAAAACAGGUCAAUGAAGAAAAAGAGAAGAAAGUAAUGAAUAUGGAUAUUAGAUCUGCUGAUCAAUCACCAUACAAGUUUAAAGCGCUAAAGGAAGAAGAAAACAAAGACAAAGAAUAUGAACAAAAUGACAUCAGUACUUUCAACAUCGGAUUCAUCAGCUUAGAUUGUGGUUUGGUGCCUAAGGAAACUACUUAUGUGGAGAAGUCGACGAAUAUAACAUACAGAUCAGACGCGACUUUCAUCGACAGUGGAUUUCCCGGGAAGAUCAGUGAAGUAUACAGAACACAGCUUCAGCAACAGACUUGGGCCUUAAGAAGCUUCCCUGAGGGUCAAAGAAACUGUUACAACUUCACCCUCACCGCGAAACGCAAGUAUCUGAUCAGAGGAACUUUUAUCUAUGGGAAUUACGACGGUUUGAAUCGACUCCCGAGCUUUGAUCUUUACAUUGGUCCAAACAAAUGGACCUCUGUUUCGAUCCCAGGAGUAACAAAUGGUUCAGUCAACGAGAUGAUUCAUGUCUUAACACAAGACCGUCUUCAAAUUUGUCUUGUUAAGACUGGAGAAACUACACCAUUUAUUUCGUCAUUGGAACUUCGUCCUUUGAACAAUAAUACAUACGUCACACAAAGUGGAUCGCUGAUUGCGGUCGCAAGAGUUUACUUCUCACCCACUCCACCGUUUGUGAGGUUUGAUGAGGACGUCCAUGACCGAAUUUGGGUUCCAUUAUUAGAUAACAAAACUUCCUUGUUAAGCACGGAACUUUCUGUUGAUACAAGUAACUUCUACAACGUGCCUCAAGCUGUGGCGAAAACUGCUGCUGUCCCGGCAAAUGCUACUCAGCCUCUGACAAUAGAUUGGACUCUCGACGACAUCACUGCACCGUCAUAUAUAUACAUGCAUUUCGCUGAAAUCCAGAAUCUUGAAGCUAAUGAGACCAGAGAAUUCAACAUUACUUACAAUGGUGGCAAAAAUUGGUACUCCUACUUUAGACCUCCAAAGUUCAGUAUAACAACUAUAUACAAUCCAGCAGCUGUGAGUUCUCUAGAUGGGAAUUUCAAUUUCACUUUCUCGAUGACCCGUAACUCUACUCUUCCUCCACUUAUCAACGGCCUCGAGAUUUAUCAAGUCUUAGAUCUUCUACAGCUUGAUACAGACCAAGAUGAAUUUUCGGCUAUGAUGAAAAUCAAGACAACGUAUGGUUUGAGCAAAAGAUCUAGCUGGCAAGGAGAUCCAUGUGCUCCUGAGUUAUAUCGUUGGGAAGGUUUAAACUGUAGUUAUCCUGUCUCUGAACCACCGCGGAUCAUAUCCUUGAACCUGAGUGGAAGCAAUUUGAGUGGUACCAUAACAUCUGAUAUAUCCAAACUAACACAGUUGAGAGAACUAGAUUUAUCAAAGAAUGAUUUAUCAGGAGAUAUUCCAGAUAUCUUUUAUGAUAUGAAGAAUUUAACACUCAUAAACUUAAGCGGAAACCCGAACCUCAAUCGCUCAGUUCCAGACUCUCUUCAAGAAAAGAUAAAAAGCAAAUCUUUAAAACUAAUUAGAGAUGGAACUGAAAAAAAGAGUAAAACCACUCUUGUGGUUGCUAUCACAUUGUCAAUUGUUGGCGUGUUUGCUCUGCUAGUUAUCUUGGCUAUCAUUUUUUUCAUCCGAAGGAAAAAACAGAAAACUAAUGAAGCUUCAGGACCCGCAUCAGUAACUACGGGUACGGUUAAAAGUGAUGCAAGAUCAUCCAGUUCAUCAAUCAUAACAAAGGAACGCAAAUUCACGUAUUCCGAGGUAUUGAAGAUGACGAAAAACUUUGAGAGAGUUCUUGGUAAAGGAGGGUUUGGAACAGUGUAUCACGGAAACUUGGAUGAUACUCAAGUAGCUGUAAAAAUGCUCUCUCAUUCAUCAGCUCAAGGUUAUAAGGAGUUCAAAGCAGAGCUCGGUACAGGAAAACGCAGUGUCAAUGUCUUAAGCUGGGAAACAAGAAUGCAAAUAGCUGUAGAGGCAGCACAAGGUUAUGUCAUUUUUGAAUCAGUUCAAGCUCAAGAUCAAUCAGGAUUCAUCAGUUUGGAUUGUGGGUUAGUCCCUAAGGACACAAUGUAUACGGAGAAGACGACAAAUAUAACAUACAAAUCAGAUGCAAAAUACAUCGAUAGUGGAUUGGUCGGGAGGAUCAGUGAUGAGUACAAACCGCUGCUUCAGCAACAGGGUUGGACCUUAAGAAGCUUCCCUGAGGGUGAAAGAAACUGUUACAACUUCAACCUUACCGCUAAUAGCAAAUAUCUCAUCAGAGGAACCUUUUUUUAUGCGAAUUACGACGGUUUGAGACAAGUCCCCAAGUUUGAUCUUCACAUUGGUCCUAACAAAUGGACUUCUGUUAAAUUGGAUGGAGUAGCAAAUGGAACCAUCCUCGAGAUGAUCCAUGUUUUAACAAGAGACCGUCUUCAAGUUUGUCUUGUUAAGACAGGAGAAGGGAUACCAUUUAUUUCGUCGCUGGAACUUCGUCCGUUGAACAAUAAUACUUACCUCACGCAAAGUGGAUCGUUGAUCGCGGUUGCAAGAGCUUUCUUUUCACCCACUCCAGUAUUCAUAAGGUAUGAUGAGGAUUUCCAUGAUCGAAUCUGGAUUCGACACGUAGAUAGUGCAAAGGUAUCGAUAAGCACAGACCUUUUGGUCGAUACAAGUAACCCUUAUGAUGUGCCACAAGCUGUGGCAAAGACUGCCUGUGUACCUGCAAAUGCUAGUCAGCCUCUGAUCUUUUAUUGGACUCUAGACAACAAUACUUCACAAUCAUAUGUAUACAUGCAUUUCGCUGAAAUCCAGACUCUUAAGGAUGGUGAGAUCAGAGAAUUCAACAUUACUUAUAAUGGUGGCCAGAAUGUGUACUCCUAUUUGAGGCCUGAUAAACUCGAGAUAUCAACUCUAUUCCGUUCAACACCUUUGAGUUCUCCGGAUGGGAUUUUCAGUAUCUCUUUCACGAAAACCGUUUCUGCUAUGGUAAACAUCAAGGCAACGUAUGAUUUGAGCAAAAAGGUUAGCUGGCAAGGCGAUCCAUGUGUUCCUCAGUCUUAUAGGUGGGAAGGUUUAAACUGCAGUUAUCCAAACUCUGAUCAACCUCGGAUCAUAUCCUUGAACUUGGCAGAGAACAAGUUGACUGGUACCAUAACACCUGAAAUAUCCAAGCUAACACAGUUGAUAGAGCUAAACUUAAGUGGGAAUCCAGGUCUCAAUAGCACAAUUCCAGACUCUCUUCAACAAAGAUUAGAUAGCAAAUCUUUAACACUCAUUUUGAGCAAAACUGUAACCCUCAAAGGCAAGAGUAAAGAGGUACCGAUAAUUGCUAUCGUAGCGUCAGUGGCUGGCGUGUUUGCUCUGCUAGUUAUCUUAGCCAUCUUUUUUAUCUUUAGAAGGAAAAAUGGGGAAAGUAUUAAGGCUACAGAACCCCCAUCAGUCCCUAGCGAUAUAGUUAACAAUGAGACAAGACCAUUCAAUCUAUCUAUCAUAACAAAGGAACGCAAAUACACGUAUUCCGAGGUACUCAAGAUGACUAAAAACUUUGAGAGAGUUCUUGGUAAAGGAGGGUUUGGAACAGUCUAUCAUGGAAACUUGGAUGAUACUCAAGUGGCUGUGAAAAUGCUCUCUCAUUCAUCAGCUCAAGGGUAUAAAGAGUUCAAAGCAGAGGUUAAAAAAUAUUCAAAACCUGGUUUAGGAAAACGUGGAGGUAAUGUCCUUACCUGGGAAAACAGGAUGCAAAUAGCUGUAGAGGCUGCACAAGGUGAACAAAAUUCUGACUAGUUUUUUUUUCAUUACACAAAAAUAUGUGUCUGGUUCUCUGUAAGAAAGAUUGACAUAUACA